Messenger RNA from Nomia melanderi (Alkali bee), 3366 nucleotides. RefSeq names its product Cdk5 activator-like protein (gene Cdk5alpha). Gene Ontology annotation, cellular component: cytoplasm; growth cone; protein kinase 5 complex. The record is from RefSeq and is a predicted model, not a curated record. Gene Ontology annotation, biological process: axon guidance. Gene Ontology annotation, molecular function: cyclin-dependent protein serine/threonine kinase activator activity; protein kinase binding. Lineage: Eukaryota; Metazoa; Arthropoda; Insecta; Hymenoptera; Halictidae.
CGCUCAGUUCAGGUGUUGCGGCCGCUUCCGGCCAAACAUUCGCAGACGAUCCGUGAAUUCGCGGCGGAAGCGAGCCGGCGAGGGGCGGACGGUGACGGAAAGCGAAGGAGACGCGGGUGUCGCGACGGAACGAAAGAGAAGUUUGGGCGUAUGCGGCCGCCCUCUCCGUUUCACCUUCGGAGCCUCGUUUCACCCUUCCGCCGGAGCACCCUCUCCGUUCGCCGUUCUCCCUCUUUCUUCAUCUUUUCACCGCGGGUAUCUCUGUCCCGCCCGUUGCCUCCGUCUCGCUCGUCCACCCCCGUGAAAUCGACGUUGCGCGUUUAUCGAACGACUGCGCGCGCACCGAUAACGGGGAUGGGGCGUGCGAAGUGUUGGUUGGUCGCAGAGGAGGCGGCGGUGGACGAACGCACGUAAACGGACACGGACGGCUGGAAAACGAGCGAGCCGUGCGAGCGAGCGAGCGAGCGAGCGUGCGAGCGACGACGGGGACGUCGACGAAGACCACGACCACGACGACGAGGACGGUGACGACGACGACGACGACGACGACGACGACGACGACGACGACGGCGGCGGCGGACACGGGAGCUAGCCAACCACCAGACGCGAACCGGAGCUCUCGCCGCGCGAGCCGCGCACACGGUGUGCCAACGCUUUUCCCUCCGGCUGUUCUCUCGUUCUGGCGAACGCCGCUCUCUCGUCCCCCUCGGUUGCCUUCGUUGUCAACAAACCCGCCGAUCCUCGCGUGUGUGUCCGCGGAGCGUGCACGCACCGUCGGCCCACGUUUACCCUGCGCGAGCUGGCGAAAGGGUGGAGGAGGACGCGCUGGCAGGCCGCGGUGGAGUCGCAGCCGCGAGACGGUGCAGUUGAUCGGAAGAAGGGGUGGUAAACAAAAGGGAGGACCUUCGACGCGCCGCCGUGACGAGUGACGGAUAGUGAGCGGAUUACUCCGUUGUUCCGCGGUUGUGCGGGCUACGAAGCAACAAAAUCGCCUCUGGCCGAGAUUCGUCCGGAAUAUAUUGACCAGUGAUCGCAACAGUGCCAUCGGUAGUGCAUCGGGAGUGUGCUGUCGCAACGGAGGCUGGUUUCCGGGGAGUCGUAAGGAGCGGAGGAUUAGAGUUGUCCCUCGAGUAAACGAGGAGCGAACCGAGGAGAGAGAGAGAGUCCAAGGAGAGAAGAGAGAGAGAAAAAGAGAGAGAGAAUAUCCUAUCGAGUGUUGCCGUAUUUUCGUUCACCUGGUUCGUCCUCCCUCCGAGUGGCGGAGGGCGGUGAAGGCAUCGAUCGCUCGCCAUUUUGCCCGAGCACCGACAUCUUCUCCACGCAUCGGCGACAUUUUCCCCUCGUGGCUGGCCGCCGCGGACGAGACGCUUCUCGCGGAUCGACGGGGGCGGGCGAUUUUCGUGAUCGGCUCGCUUCUCGCGGUUCGCUGGUUCCCGCGUGGAUCGUUCGCUUAUUGAUCAACGGCUGACGGCGACGGGGAGAAGAUUUCCCUGUCGAGGAGUGGCCGCGCGUCGAUCGCGUCGAGGGAACGUUCGUUGAUCGGGCAAGAAUCAGAGAAGACAGAGGAAGGAAGGAGGACCGCCGCGGCCGUAGAACGAGGAGGAGGAGGCGGAGGAGCAGGUAAAGGGGGAGGAAGGCUCGUUCAGGUCGAAGUUAGAAGUCAGCAGGCUGGGAGGUCGGCUGAGCGAGGUGGUGGGUCCCGUCGUGGAGGAGGCCAUCGAGCCAGGGGAUGCGACCCCGCUGACGGGACCCCCGAGGGAGUCCUCGGUUCCUCGAGCACCCCCGCCGCCACCGCAGCGCGUCACCACACCGAGUCCGCCGAGACCUCCGCCCACUACGUCCCAGCAAGCCCAGAAUCCGGGUCAUCAGGCCCAGGAGUCCACCUCGGACGCCCAGAAUCCGGGCCACCAGGCCCAGAAGCCCUCGGGCCAUCAGGCCCAAUCCAACCCCGGCCAGCAGACCCAGAAUCCAGGCCACCAGACCCAGAACCCCGGACAACAGUCCGCGAAUCCUGCUCAUCAGACGCAGAACCCCGGUCAUCAGGAGAAGGAUCAUCAGCAGGUGAGCCAGGGACAGCAAACGCAGAAUCCUGGUCAUCCAGCUCCGGUGAGUCGCCAGGCGAGCCAGAAUCCUACUCACCAGGCGACCCAGACGCAGCAAUCUUCGUUGCAGCAGCAACACUCUCAAUCUCAGCAGCAGCAGCAGCAGCAGCAGCAGGAGCAUCGUUCCAGCAGCAUGGGUACCGUGUUGUCGUUCAGCCCGCGUGACAGGCGCAGCUCGGUGUUCCCGCCAGCGGGGCACCAGCACCCCGCCGAUUUCACGUUGAACAAUUUUAAUUACGAACAGCUGAACAACGCGAAGAACCGCGAGAACAAGAGCAGCGUCGCUACGGUGGCGCCGGCGCCGCCCACGGGUCACCCGCCUACGAACAAUAACUCGUUACAGAACAAUAAUAUCAAUUUGAACAAUAACGAUAACGCGAGGAUCAUCUCCGAGAAGAAUGCGCUCGAGAAGAACCUGAAGAAGCACUCGUUGUUCAUAAACGCGCUCUCGUGGAAGCGGUUCAGCACCGCGAACAACAACAAGAAGAAGUUCGACAACAAGAAGAACACCUUGUUCAGGCAGCCACUCGAUAAUAUACCCAUCGUCGACCAAAAUAAGAACAUACAGACGCCCCAGACGAAGCCGCCCGCGUCGAACAACAAUCAUACAACGCACAACCCGACGUGCGAGAAGCUCGUGCAGAAGCCGCUGCCCCCCGGCCCAAGGAAAACUGUGAUCCAAGCGUCGACUUCGGAAUUGCUCAAGUGCCUCGGCGUCUUCCUUCACAGGAAGUGCACCCGUUUAAGAGACUUCCGGGUCAACGACGCCGUCAUGUGGUUGAAAGCCGUCGACAAGAGUCUGCUGUUUCAAGGCUGGCAGGACGUCGCGUUCAUGAAUCCCGCCAACGUUGUGUUCGUCUACAUGCUGGUGAGGGAGCUCGUCGACGGCGACGAGGCGUCCGAGAAGGAGCUCCAGGCGACAGUGCUGACGUGCCUGUAUCUGAGCUACAGCUACAUGGGCAACGAGAUCAGCUACCCGCUGAAGCCGUUCCUCAUCGAGGACAACAAAGACAAGUUCUGGGACAGGUGCCUGCUGAUCGUGAACCGACUGAGCGCCGAGAUGUUGCGGAUCAACAGCGAGCCUGGAUUCUUCACCGAGAUCUUCACCGAGCUGAAGGCCUACGGUACCGGAAGUCGAAGUAGUUUGCCUGGUAGCGGCCUCGAGCGGAGCCUCGUCGUCUCCGGAGUCGCGGUACCCACCAAGGCGGCUUGACGGAGCUACACACACCUGCUGGUGCGCAUCGCCAGGCACGGCUGCGACGUC